AUGGCAGCAAUUAUAAUAAGGACUGUCGCGUAUCAUGGGGCCACCUUCAGGGAACCCGUGACGUGGCUGUGGUCGCCAGGCUCGGCUCCGGUUGCGCACCGCUCCCUUUCCAACAGGGUGGUGGCUCCGCUCCCCACAGCGCUGUUUAUCCACCGCCUCCCAGCUCCGCCGCUCCAGCCGGCAUUCCCGGGCANCGCGCAGCGGCACCUCAGCGGCUGGGCCAUGCGCAACACCAACAACCACAACUGCCAGAUCCUCAAGAAGUCCUGCCUGGGAGUGGUGGUGUGUGCCCGGAGCUGUGCUCUGCCCGGCGGGGCCAGGCUGCAGCUCCGACCCGCCAUAUGCGACAAGGCUCGCCAGAAGCAACAAAAGAAAGCCUGCCCCAACUGUAACUCUGCCCUCGAGUUGAUUCCUUGCCGGGGACACAGCGGCUAUCCGGUCACAAACUUCUGGAGACUUGAUGGCAAAGCAAUAUUUUUCCAGGCUAAAGGAGUCCAUGACCACCCCCGGCCGGAGAGUAAACUGGAGGCAGAGGCAAGAAGAAGUGCAGUUAAGAAGCAAAUGUCCUCUUACCACCACUCCCAGAAAAAGAGAUCUCUAAACUCAGAGGCAGGAAGGUACCAUGACAGCAGUGGUUACACCAAUAACCUACAGAAUUUUCACUGCAUGGAUGGCCCAGAACGAGUCGGUAUCUUCACAGACACCAAUUUUUCAAUUCCAGCCCAGUCCUACCCUUCUCUGCAGAGCACAGACCUCUACAAGGCACCUUAUGACUCAGCCAGCUUCCAAGAGGACCAGCUUUCACCAUACCCUAAAUGCCCAAAUCCUAGGAUCUACAUGCCCAGGCCGUGCAACUAUGAGUUUGGAGUUCCUACCUUUAUAAGCUCAAGUCCUUACCCACCAUUUUACAAAGAUCUGACCAGUCCAGCCAUUGAUGCAGACCCC
Molecule: messenger RNA, 945 nt
Organism: Cyanistes caeruleus (blue tit)
Lineage: Eukaryota; Metazoa; Chordata; Aves; Passeriformes; Paridae
Source: RefSeq, a predicted model, not a curated record